AUGUACGAUUACAGAGGCCCCAAAAGGCUAACAUUUGUAGACAAUCUGCACUUGGUAAAGCACCGGUGCACUUUGCCAAACGUCCACAUAUCCGAUGUCAAAACUCGCUUGCCUCCAAACGCUUCCUAUAUUAGACAAUUUUGCCGAUGGAUUCACAAGUCUAUGAUUCCCGCUUUGAAUCUGGCAAUUUCCAAGAGAAACUUCCGAAACGAAUCGCAAAUUAAGGCGGAAAUACGAAGACAGGCAAACCAUAAGAAUUGGUUUGUUAUUCAUCCUUACAGUUACAUGGAGGUGGCCAGAGAAAUAUACUUUAUUUGCUAUUGUAUAUGGGUCAUAAUAACUUCGGGGCCGGUGCUUCCCAGUUUCGAAUGGGUGAAAACUUACAGACCGCAAUUUGAUACUGAAAGUCUGGAAGUAUGCUGCCUCUGUCCUUAUCCAGUUUUCCUCACCGCAUCGAUUCUAUGGAUAGUAUCGUGUUUUUUUUCGGGAUACGAAGAACGACACAAAGGCAAAGGCACAAUAGAACUCAGCAUGAAGAAAAUUGCAAUCAGAUAUUGUAAAUCGUUUUUCUUCAUCGAUCUAUUCGUAAUCAUCCCUUGUCCGUUAACAGACAUAAAUCUAUGCUUAUAUUUAUGGGUCAGAGGUUUAAUUAUGUACAGUAGAAUGUACACAUUUUACCAGUACUUUAUUAGAUUCACCACAGAUUUCAAGAUCAGCCAGUCAUUAACACAUUGUAUAAUUCUGGUGCAUAUAGCUUUAGUUUUUACCCACGUCUCAACUUGCUUUUUCUAUUCGAUGCCAGUGCUGAUCAACACUGGAGAACCACUCUCGAUUGAUAAAAUGAAUUAUCCUAAAGGAAUUAUGUACUACUCUAUCUACUCUUUUGUACAGGCACAUUUUUGGGGCCUAGGUGGCUCAACUUUAGAUACAGAAAACCCCAUGGAAGAAUUCGUACUGAUAAUUGUAAUGAUCAUAGGACGUUUGUGGGGCCUGUACAUUUUGGCCAGCCUAUUAAGAAUGUUUACGGUAUCUUCAGUGUCUGAAAGCAUUUACGAACAAUAUGUGAAACAUUUGAAAAUUUUCAUUUCCCAAAACGAUAUACCAAAAGAAAUGGAGGAGAGACUUUUAGAAUAUUACGAAUACAAAUUCGAGAAAAACUAUUACAACGAAAAAGCAAUUUUUACUACAAUGUCCUUGUAUGUCCGGCAGACUAUUAGCUUAUUUUGGGCCAGAAAAGUCAUAAACAAAGUCAAAGUAUUCAGAUUUUUUCCUCACAGCAUUAUUUCGCAAAUUAUAGCAAAAUGUAGAGUUUUGGUGUAUUUGAACAACGAUUUUAUAGCCAGAGCAGGCGACGUGGCCGAUAACGUUUAUUUUAUAAGCUCAGGAACCGUUGCUGUAUACAAUCGAGACAAACACGAAAUGAUUCAUUUGCGAGACGGCGACGAAUUCGGUCUAACAGGUCUGGGCUCAUCCAAAGAAGCUUAUUUUGUUUCUAAUUUUGUCGCUAUCGAAACUACCGAAUUGUAUGUGAUUUCUGUCAAAGAAUUUAAGGAAAUUAUUCACAGUAGGCAUGACAUUUUGGCCUUUUUCCGAAAGAAACUUCAGGAAAGGCUCAAAUUGUGGGAGAAAUUGGAGAAACAUGUUACUGUGGCUCAAAGGGAUAAUUUUUUAUCGGAAUUGAGGCACGAGAGGAUUCUGGAACGGCCCAGUGCUAAAACCCGAUAUUAUGACUAAUGAUGUUUUGGUUGUUCUAUUUUAUUUAUUUUUUUGUCAAUUUUUUACACUUUCAUUUGAUUAUAUGUUAUUAUUAUUGAAACAUACAAUCCUUAAUUAUUUGUGUUAUACGGUUUUUUAAUCAAACGCAGAACAAACCGCGAAUGGAUUUGUACAAACCCCA
Ceutorhynchus assimilis (cabbage seed weevil) is the source of this 1897-nucleotide messenger RNA. NCBI's taxonomy places the organism in Eukaryota, Metazoa, Arthropoda, Insecta, Coleoptera, Curculionidae. The record is from the annotation of a GenBank genome assembly.